UCUCGACACACCACCAUGCGGGACGACGAGCCCCCGCUUCUAGCCGCCCCCAUCCCCGGCCCCCAACCUUCCCGCUUGAAGCGAACGCUACAAACGCUCCGCUCGCCGUUCCGCUCCGGCGCGCCCUUCCACAUCGCGUCGCUCAAGCGCACCGGUUCGAGUAAAUCCUCAGUAUCGGACGGUGAGAUCGCGCGAGACGAACGCACUAUGCGCAAGAAAAAUAAGAAACUACGCGCGGAGUCGGCGGACGCUUCGCGGAGCACUGACAGUUCGCCGAUCGUUGAAAAAAAGAAGUCCACUGGAUUGCUUAAGCGUAUGGGAAGUAUUGGAAAACGGCGAGGAGAAAGUUCCACGACCCCUUCGCUGUCUGACGAUCCUGGACCGGAACCCGAACAAGGUGAUCAACAUGAAGUUCAAGUUAACCCUUUGGAUCAAGAUCAAGUUUUACCAAAGCCAGAACCUGACACGACUGUUGAGUCCGAAAAGCAAGAACAACAAUCCACCAACACAACAGAAUCUAAAUUAGAUUCCACGUUGCCAGAGCCGUCUGCAUCACCAGAACCGCCUUUCAUACCUAUAGCGGUAGAACAUCCAGUAGCGAUGCGUGCCUUUACAAAGGAGGCGUGGAAACGACGCCGUAAAACUGAAAUCGCGAAACCUGUAGAAGAACCGAGUCCGGGUGAUGCUCUAAAGCGACGCAUUGCAUUCGUCGCGCAGGCGUCAGUUGCCUUGUCAGAGGAUCGUGACGAUGACGAGGAUGAGGUUGAGGAAGGAGGGGGUGAGGUGGGGACACUGGAGGCGGCGGUUUUACUGGCCCGGCAGCGACUCGCUAUGGCUGCGCAUUCGCCCGCGCCGCCGCAUUCGAGCGACAACAACGAAACGGAAGAGGAGGGGUGUGCGGACACGACUACGACGGACGCAGCGGACACGAUGCCGGCUUACGGAGACCUCAUCGAGCCGGAAAACAAAGCUGACAAUGACGACGUACCACCGUCUGCAUCUGGGGGUGGUGAGAGGCGAGAACAUUUAUACAAAAUCCUCGUGAUCGGAGAACUUGGUACGGGGAAGACUUCUAUCAUUAAGAGAUACGUGCACCAGUUCUUCAGCCAGCACUAUCGAGCGACGAUUGGAGUCGACUUCGCACUUAAAGUUCUCAAUUGGGACGCGAACACCGUUAUACGUCUACAAUUAUGGGACAUUGCAGGUCAAGAGCGUUUUGGGAACAUGACACGCGUAUACUACAAGGAGGCUGUGGGAGCGUUCAUAGUGUUCGAUGUAUCCCGCGUCGCCACAUUCGACGCAGUGGUCAAGUGGAAGAACGACUUGGACACCAAAGUGCAGUUGCCUGACGGGUCGCCUAUACCGUGUAUACUGUUGGCUAACAAGUGUGAUCAGCAAAAAGAAGGUAUAGUGAAUUCACCAGCGAAAAUGGAUGAGUAUUGCCGGGAGAAAGGAUUCGCAGGCUGGUUCGAGACCUCCGCUAAGGAGAACAUCAACAUUGAGGAUGCGGCUCGUUCAUUAGUUAAUAAGAUUCUUCUAAACGACAAACUGCUUCAAAGCAGCGAUAAAGACGGCGAUGGAUUCGCCCUCGACCACAAGAUCGCAAACGGAGAAAAUAAUCGCGACACAAGUUCAAGCAAAUCUUGCUCUUGCUGACCGACCACGGGCAAGAAAUGUGGUCACUCGGCUCACACUCGUGGUCAUAUUAAAUUGUGUUUAUAGUGAUUUAUUAGUUGUUAUGUUAUAUAUAUUUACAUGACGACACUCAAUCGAUAAACAUAUUUCUGUUGAUGAGUCAACAAUAUAUAAAUUAACUUGUUUUUGCCAAUUGCUAAAAAUACUUGAUUGUAAAUUAAUUACAUAAAAAUAAAUUUACGAUUAUUUUCUUAGUUUUUGAAACGUUAUUUUGAAAUUAGAACGUUUUAAAGUUAAUUUGUUUUAAAAAUUUUGCUCAUAAUGAAAACAGUCAUUUUGUCAAAAUCAAAUUUUAUUAUCUAUUAAAAAAAAUGACCGGACGCGAUACUGAGUCAGUACCUUAGUAGUUAAAAAGUUGUCGUGUUCAAUUGUGGCCUUAAUUUAUUAAAUUUACGUAUAUUUAAGGUCAUAUAAUCGUCGAAUUUAUGGUAUAUAUUUAUUGUGAAAUGCGUUUCGCGGUUGUAAAAGCAAGCUAUUGUAUAAACAGAAGUCGUGUAGUUUUGUCAGGUUGUUAUUUUAAUAAAAAAUAUUAUUAGAAAUUGGUGCGGAUUCUUAAAACACACGAGAAGUUUCUUUUUGUGUAUGGUCAUUACUUCCUUUUAUAAUAUCUUUGCGUAUUUCAAUUGUCAAAUAGUUUUCACUUAAUACUUUAUCUUGUUUUUACAUAUCGUAAACAACAGAUACGAAAUAAAGUGCCUCUUUACAUCGAAUUUCUUUAUCGUGCCUACUAAGGUAGAGUACAUUAAGUUAUUGUAAAGUUUAUAAUGAACUCCUUAAGUGCCAUUUUCGGCUAAAGUUAUAUAUAAUUAUAUAAAAAUUCUAGACAAUAGUGUAUAAUAUUCGAGUUAUUUUAUUGUAAUAAGUAUUACUUAUUGUAUGAGAGCGUGUGAGUUUAUUUUAAAAUAAAAUGUUUUGAGA
Messenger RNA from Vanessa atalanta (red admiral), 2613 nucleotides. RefSeq names its product ras-related protein Rab-32 (gene Rab32). The transcript is spliced from 5 exons. Lineage: Eukaryota; Metazoa; Arthropoda; Insecta; Lepidoptera; Nymphalidae. Gene Ontology annotation, biological process: endosome to lysosome transport; phagosome-lysosome fusion. Gene Ontology annotation, cellular component: trans-Golgi network; Golgi apparatus; phagocytic vesicle. The coding region runs from base 16 to 1656 and encodes 546 amino acids. Gene Ontology annotation, molecular function: GTPase activity; GTP binding. The record is from RefSeq and is a predicted model, not a curated record.